Molecule: messenger RNA, 501 nt
Organism: Struthio camelus australis
Lineage: Eukaryota; Metazoa; Chordata; Aves; Struthioniformes; Struthionidae
Source: RefSeq, a predicted model, not a curated record
GCGCCGGAGCCGGGCGGAGCCGCCCAGGGCACCCGCUCGGGGCGCUGCUGGAGCGGGCAGCUGCUCAUCGGCCACGACGGGAAACUGCUGAGGCGCUCAGCGGCCAUGGAAAAGGUUCCACCAGUGGGAGUGUCCAAAGCCUGUUCCUCGUGUGUAAGAACAGCUGAUGUCAAGGAAGCAUGUACACAGUGCGACCAGUUUGUAUGCCAGAACUGCAGCAGGCUCUGCAGCUCCUGUAACGCAGUUACCUGUUCUUUGUGCUCGAUUAUUGAUUAUGGUGAUGUUGGUGAACAAGUUCUCUGCAAUGGUUGUUCAAUAUUUCAGGUCUGAAACAUGAAAUUUAUGGACAUCUUAGCCAUAAAGAACGUUUCAUCAAGUCUCCUCUUUAUGGUUGAUCAAUUCAUACUUUUAGCAUGUGAAAUAAUAAUGGAAUUUCUGUGUUUUAUAUCUUUUUAUGUACUUUUUAAUAUUGUAGCUAAAUAAACUUUUAUAUUUUAAGGA